GAUGACUGCAGCGCCACACAGUAACAUCUCAAUCAAGAAUCUGCUGAAGAUUCAUUCAGUCUCCUGAUCUUCUUUUUCCUACAGGACAAACACAGAGCAAAACUCCGGCUGAAUCAGCUGAGAUCCACAUGACACACUAUUAUAAAGAUGGCGUUUAUUAAAAAGGAGAUUGAAGACAUGAAGAUUGAAGAAACAUUCAAAGUCGAGCAUGAAGAUACUGAGGAACAAACAAAGAUGGUGUUUAUUAAAGAGGAGAGUGAAGUCAUGAAGAUUGAAGAAACAUUCAGAGUCAAACAAGAAGAUACUGAGACACAAACAGACGUGGUGGCAGUGAAAGUGGAGAGUCCAGAUCUGAAUGAAGUGGAAGACAAAGAUAUGAAACAGCAUGAUUUCAAAAUUGGAGAAAAACCUUUUAGUUUAUCACAAACUGAAAACACUUCCUCUCAAAAAAGAGCUCAGAAGACUGGAACUAAAAGUCAUUUAAUCUGCCAACAGUGUGGAAAGAGUUUUAGUAAAAACGGAAACCUUAAAGUCCACAUGAGAAUUCACACUGGAGAGAAGCCUUACAUGUGCCAAUAUUGUGGAAAGAGCUUCCUACGAACAGAUGAUCUUAAAAGUCAUUUGAGAAUUCACACUGGAGAGAAGCCAUUUGAAUGCAGUCAGUGUGGAAAGAGUUUCUCACAUAAAGCAACCGUUCAUAAUCAUAUGAGGAUUCACACCGGAGAGAAGCCUUUCACCUGCAAACUGUGUGGAAAAACCUGGAAUCAAAAAGGAAAACUAAAGAUUCACAUGAGAGUUCACACUGGAGAGAAGCCUUACACAUGUGAUCAGUGUGGAAAAUGUUUCCCAUAUAAAGAAAGCUUUAGUAAGCACAUGAAGAUUCACUUAAGAGAGAGCUGUUUUAUCUGCCAUCAGUGUGGACUGAGUUUCACAGACAGGAAUCACCUCAAACGGCACAUAAUGACUCACAUUGGACAGGAGCCUUUUAUGUGUAAUGACUGUGGAAAGACUUUCCUUAAAAAAGCAAACCUCAGGACUCACAUGAGAGCUCACACCUGAGAGAAGUUUUUCACCUGCCAGCAGUGUAGAAAGAGUUUCAGACAUAAAACACUUUAUACCCUUUUUGACAGUCACACCAGAGAGAGGCCUUUCCAUGCAUCUUCAGUGUAAGUUUCACAUAUCAAAUGUAUUGUUUUGUAAACUCAUUCUGGGAAUAAAUUUUGAUUGUUGUAAGAGGUUUAAUUUCAAAAUUCACCUGUGCACCUGUCCUUUUCCAGAACAGGGC
Messenger RNA from Labeo rohita (rohu), 1285 nucleotides. Its product is annotated as gastrula zinc finger protein XlCGF7.1. The transcript has 3 exons. NCBI's taxonomy places the organism in Eukaryota, Metazoa, Chordata, Actinopteri, Cypriniformes, Cyprinidae. Gene Ontology annotation, biological process: regulation of transcription by RNA polymerase II. Bases 148 to 1059 code for a protein of 303 amino acids. Gene Ontology annotation, molecular function: RNA polymerase II cis-regulatory region sequence-specific DNA binding; DNA-binding transcription factor activity, RNA polymerase II-specific. The record is from RefSeq and is a predicted model, not a curated record.